Messenger RNA from Helianthus annuus (common sunflower), 784 nucleotides. Its product is annotated as protein RALF-like 34. The record is from RefSeq and is a predicted model, not a curated record. The transcript has a single exon. Bases 209 to 589 code for a protein of 126 amino acids. NCBI's taxonomy places the organism in Eukaryota, Viridiplantae, Streptophyta, Magnoliopsida, Asterales, Asteraceae.
UUCCAUCCGAGAGAGAGUAAUAGUAUCCAUCAGUCAGUCACCAUUAUCGAGACAGUUUUCUGGCCCAGUCGCAGAAACACUCAUUAAAUACACACAGCUGUAACCUUACUUCCCGCCAUGUGACUCCCCUACCCCACUCAUCCUCCAUAAACUUCCAACAAUUCUCCUUCAAUUCUCAAAAAUCUUAUUAUUAUCCAAAACUUGACCAAUGGUUUCAUCUCUUUGUCUUCACCUUCAAAUCACACUAUGUGUGCUACUACUAUCACUCCCACGCGCCCACGUCGCGGUUGUAGAUCCGGUAACCGAGCUUUCGCUGAAUCUCGCCGGCGGCGAGAUGUACGACGACGUUGACGACAUUGGAAUGGAGGACAGCGGCUAUGACGGGGAUGUGACCGCAGCCGUCGGUCGGAGAUCUUUAUUCUGGCAGAGGAUGAGGUAUUAUAUUUCGUACGGUGCACUUUCGGCCAACAGAGUGCCGUGUCCUCCACGCUCCGGCAGGUCGUAUUAUACUCACGAUUGUUGGAGAGCUAGUGGACCGGUGCGUCCGUACACUAGAGGUUGCUCCGCCAUCACUCGUUGCCGUAGGUGAAACCUGCAUUUCGAUAUAGAUUUGAUACUGUACCGAUUCACUGAAUUGUUAGGUUAGGGUUUGAAAUAUUUUGGAUCUGUGUCUCUAUUUGUUUUGGGGGAUGUGUAUCAACAUAAUUAUUGUUUUGAAAGUUGGGUUACUUUGUUGUUGAUGAAUUAUGUUAUAGUAUGCGUUGUGAUUUGUUUUGUUUUGUAA